AUGCAGAGCGACAUAGGCUGGACCGAGGUUCGCCGGAAACGGAGACCAAACAACAAUCACAAGAAGGAAGUGGAAACAACAUACUUCGUAACAAACGUCCCUAGAACAGCGACGAAAAGAGAAGUAUGGAAGACAUAUGCAGGCUUCGGAAGGCUGUCCGAUGUAUACAUGGCGAACAACCGGGGGAAGAACGGGGAAUACUUUGCGUUUAUUCGCUUUUUGGGAGUGGAACAUGCCAGAAUGUUGGAACGACAAUUGGACGGGCAGACGCUCAGGGGCAGGACCCUUGAGGUGAACCUCUCCCUGCAUGAGAGGAAAGAACCACCAGGCUGCAAUAAUAAGAAUAAUAGCAACGACGGAAAGGGACACUAA
Messenger RNA from Lactuca sativa (garden lettuce), 372 nucleotides. NCBI's taxonomy places the organism in Eukaryota, Viridiplantae, Streptophyta, Magnoliopsida, Asterales, Asteraceae. The record is from RefSeq and is a predicted model, not a curated record.